Molecule: messenger RNA, 3572 nt
Organism: Poecilia reticulata (guppy)
Lineage: Eukaryota; Metazoa; Chordata; Actinopteri; Cyprinodontiformes; Poeciliidae
Source: RefSeq, a predicted model, not a curated record
UGUACAGACAUCAACCUUUUCGUGGGAUUUUUGUCUGCUUGCAGGUUGGAGUCUGAGAUUGSUKCWCUUGAGAGUGAAGAGUCUCAAAUUUCUGCCAAAGAGCAAGUUCUUCGCGAGCGUCUGAAAGAGACGGAGCGCUCCAUAGAAGACCUGCAAAAGAGUCUGAUGACCCAGGAUAAAGAUGCUGCCGGCAGAAUGUCCGCCCCCGUCUCGGACUACUCGGAUCCCGAUCCCAACCUCCUAGACCUGGCCGCUUAUCUCCGGAGCGGCCGACCCGCCUCUGGAGAGCACACCACGUCAAGACCCGCAAUGUUCGCCAUGGAGAUCAACGUUCAGCACGACCCGAAGACCGGCGAGCAGCGCAUCCUGUCGGCCAAUCGYGUCAGCCCGUUGGAGGCGGCUUCGCGGGGGGUCAAGGUCUACGACGAUGGCAGGAAAGUCGUCUACGAGGUCACUUCCUCUGGGGGCGUCUCCACCAGCACCGUGGAGAACGGCUGGAGCUCUGCACAGGUCGAUGAGUUAGUGCAGCGAGCUGCCAGGCCUUCACAUGCAGGAGGAGGAGGAGACAGCARGAGGGGUCAGGUGACGGUGACCCCGGUUCCGCGUCAAGCUUACGUUUCUCCUGCUGAUGUUGACGAUCUGUCACCUCCCUCCUGUGCCCCACCAUCCAUUCCUUCCAGUCCACCAGCCCAGGUCACCCUCCAAAGGGAAACCCGGCUGGGCAUGAUGCCCCCUUCCUCUGCUCCCAUUACAACCCAACCAGGUUUAUCAGCCAAUCAGAGCAACGAGCUCAGCCCCAUGCCCCAAGCCAGCACGGAGCACCCCGUCACCAUGGUGUUCCUCGGCUACCAGGACGUUGAGGACACAAGUGAGAGCAGGAGGCUGCUCGGCUUUGACGGUGCGGUCAAGGCCGAGGUUGUGCUCAUUGACGAAGACGACGAGAAAUCCCUGAGGGAGAAGACGGUCACCGACAUCUCCAUCAUCGACGGCACCGCCGCCGACCUGGUGUCGGGCCGGCCGGCCACGUCCGAGGCCAUCAGCACGGAACUGUCGUCUGACGGGCGCGAACCGGACAGCGCGUCCUCACCCCCUGCAAACCCAGAAGCAAACAUAGCCCUGCCGCCCGGCCUCACCCCCACCACAGGCUACAGCCAAGAGGCCAGCAUUAUGACUGCAAAUGGCUUUGAAGCUCCUUUUCCAAGGAUAGACCACCAAACUGCCAUGAACCCGUGGCGGGCAGCCGAGGAUGCCACUGACGCUUCACCAAGAGAGCGAGCCGUGAAGAGUGUCAGUUUCCAGGAAUCAGUCAGCGUUAUCACUGACAGGCCUGCAAACAUGGAGCUGGAGAGCCAGCAGAUCCAACAUGGCUGCCUCAGAAGCCCCAGCAACCAAGGCAAGAGUGUAGUUGUGAAAGUGGAGACGCCAGACAGCGAGGUGGUGCAGGAGAUCUGCUACCUGGACCAGGUGCUGGACGCAGCUUCAGAGACUCCCACCAAUGGAAACCCCUCACUGYCAGAGCAUAAAAAACCAAUCAGUAUCAAYGGAACAYCUUCCUCUGUGUGUGUGUCUGACAAUCGCCAAUCAAUCACUGUGGAGGAGCAAAGGUCAAGCACSUUCCCCCACAGGGAGUCCGCCGUAAGAACCAACGGUCACGUCCAGGGAGAUGAGUCGGGGCACGGCGCGGUCAAGUUUGAGUUGCGAGCAUUUCAGGAGGAGAGACGACCAGCAAAACUCUUCACACCAGGAGAGGAGCAGCAGGUCAGGGUGACGAGGAGGCGACCGUCAGAGGAGGUUCAGGAACUGGAGCGCGAGCGCCAGGAGCUGAUCAAAGACCAGGCAGUCAAGAAGAACCCUGGGAUUGCACAGCGCUGGUGGAAUCCUCCUCWGGAGGUGCCUUUGGAAGAGCAGCUGGAYGGAGACCAGCUGGAAUCUCUAAGGAAAUAUCAGGAGAGGAAACAGCAGAAACAAAAUCAUCCCUAUCCAUAUGUUCAGCCCCACAUGUCUGGUCCCCCAACGAUGGUGACCUUUGAUCCUGAUGUAACCAGGAAGGAGGACAUUCUGGAGGAGCAGAUUGAUUUCUCAUCUGCCAGGAAGCAGUUUCUGCAGGGAGAUGCUGCCAAGAAGAGCAUAACUCCACAAUUGUACUCUGCCAAACCUUUCUGUAAAUCGGGAACCAGGAGCAGCCCAAGCAUCAGCGACUUUGUUGCAGAAACYGGAGAGACUCGCGUGACGUGGUCUGACGAGGGGCUGGCAGAAGAAUUUACCUGCGCCCGAGCCGUGAUGACGAUCCUGCCAGAGCAGGACGAAGGAAAAGAKCUCAGCCAACCGUUCCACYCAGAAGAGUUUGACUCUGGGUUGGAUGAGCUGUCCGUCCGCUCUCAGGACACGACUCUCUUCAGUUUGGAUAAUGUUUCAGACAGCGGGGCGUCUCUACCCCCGACUCCAUUACCACUCACCCCARGUCACUUUGAUUUGUGGUUUUCAGGGAAAAUUGAGAAAGUUCGGCCCGCACCGCCAGUCUCCCCCUCCCCCUCAGAGGGGGCUCUGUCUGAUGCCGGCAGCGAGGAUUCGGGAGGAUCACGACCCAAAAACUUGAUGCAGACGCUUCUGGAAGAUUAUGAAACGCACAAGGUGAAGAGAAAAGAGAAGAUGGAGGACAACAGUUAUGCACAUUUGUUGCGGGCUAAUGAAGUAACCACUGAGGUUCUGGAGGCAACAAGGAUGACCAGGAGGAAGAGCAACAUGGCGCUGAAGUGGGAAGCCGGUAUCUAUGCCAACGAGGAAGGAGAGGAGGAGGAGGAGGAGGAGGAGGAAGAGGAGGAAGAGGAGGAGGAGGAGGAGGAAGAGUGAACAACUCUUUCCAAGGACUGUGAAGAAGGAGACAGAGUGGGAUGAUGAGGAUGACGGGGGCAAAAGAUUGGAGAAUUAACCAGUAUUUAUUAUGCUUAACUGUAUCCUGAUGAUCACAUGAUGCCAGAUGAGACGCAUCAAUUUGGGGACCUGAGAACUGAAGGUGUAACAGUGAGGUUGAUAUUUGAUAGUUGACGUGUUAGAAGGGUUUUUACGGAGGUUUGAUGAUGAGGUUUCGUCUCCACAAGCUGGUAGACGCUGAGUGACUUCAAUUUUUAUUUUWAUUUUUUUAUCUAUUUGCAGUUUAAUGAUURAACUAGGAGCUAAGAUGUAAAGAUUGUUUCCAGAGAGUUGCUGAAUGGACUUGCGGUUGUUUUAGAAAACCCUGAAGUCUCAACAGGAAGAGAACCAGGUGUGUGCGUGCGUAUGCUUUUGUGGAAAGAAAGACGAAGCCAAGAGAAAGCAUAAACACACUUUUGACAUUUCCGACAUUUUUUAACCUUUUACAACGCUGCAGAAGGACCACRGUGUCUUUGAGGAACUCAACCAAAGGGCACCACUGACUCUCAAACCCACAUUGUUUUAGGAUGUGCACACAUUUUGUCAAAUGUUGGUGGGAACUUCUACACUUGUUUAAUCUUUAUUAAAUUUAAAGUGCCGGAUCGACAGCAUCCCUGGAUUGUUAAAUGCUGGUAAGUAAAUCUGCAAAAAAAAAAAAAAAA